Molecule: messenger RNA, 10200 nt
Organism: Xiphophorus couchianus (Monterrey platyfish)
Lineage: Eukaryota; Metazoa; Chordata; Actinopteri; Cyprinodontiformes; Poeciliidae
Gene: celsr2
Product: cadherin, EGF LAG seven-pass G-type receptor 2
Exons: 33
Coding region: 295-9360 (3021 amino acids)
Biological process (GO): G protein-coupled receptor signaling pathway; cell surface receptor signaling pathway; homophilic cell-cell adhesion
Cellular component (GO): plasma membrane
Molecular function (GO): G protein-coupled receptor activity; calcium ion binding
Source: RefSeq, a predicted model, not a curated record
AAGUCUCAAGGCGCAGAGGGAGCAGAAGCCAUUUUUCUAUCAUUCAAGCGAAGUUGUGCGGACUGAGCGGAGGUGCAGCUGCUUCUUGUCCCGACUUGACUGACUCUAUUUGUCCCAUGUGAGAGCAGCUCUGACCGGACAAGGUUACCGCGGGAUCCCCCUCUUCCAAACCUCCAGAGCGAGCGGAGAGAGCAUGGCUCUUCCUCAACAAAGGGAAACUGGCGGCCGGUGGAAAGUUUAAAGAAGCGAGGAGCUGCAGAGUUGCGCGCUUGUCGGACUGGAAACUGAGGAGCGAUGCACUUCGUUAGAUGGGAGCUGCGGCUCAUGCUUUGGUGUUAUGAACUGGUUUCACUGACGCGGGCUUACACCGUCCACAUCAGUGAGGAUGCGAGAGAGAGGACAGUCCUGGCCGGCGAGCCGCGCGGCGCAUGGUGCGCCUUGGAUCAGGUUCUCGCUCCUGGGUUCGCGCAGCGCUUUCUGGAGACGGAAGCCGCGGCGGGCAUCGUGCUCCUAUCGGACUCGAUACGGUGCCGCUCGCUGCCUUUAAACCCCUUCACUUUAUACAUAGUUGAGGACUGCUGGGACUCCGGACACAGGCACCUCCUCACCAGUCAGUAUGACGUUCAUGUUCACGGUAGGAACUGUUCCCAUAAGCGUAAGAGGAAAUCUGAUUGGGACUUGGAAGUCCUUAGUUUGUUCAGCCGCCGCAGCUCAGAGUGCCACGGAGCAGACUCUGCUUUAUUUCCAGUGGGGGGUCUGCUGCCUGGGCCCCCGCUCCGCUGCAAGGUCCCCAGCAGCCGGGAGUUUUACUUCUCAGAGGGGGGUCUGUUUGUGUCUGAGCCGCUGUGCUUGGUGCAGGACCGGCUCCUGGAGCUGGACAUGCUGUGUGACGUGCUCACAGAGAAGGGAGCGGGUGUUAAACUCAUAUCCAUCCAUUGGCGAGUGGGUCAAGGUCCAUUCAGCCAGGCGCACUUACAGCAGCUCCUGGACAGGGCAGCUCAGUCUGAUUCAGGGAUUGUGAGCAGAAAGAGGAGAAGCAUCAACAGCAGCCCUCAGUUUAAGCCCCCAAUGUACCAAGUGUCAGUGGCAGAGAACAAGCCAUCCGGGACACCGGUGGUUGUCCUGAAGGCAGUGGAUGUGGAUGAGGGAGAGGCCGGCAGGCUGGAGUAUUUUAUUGAGGCUCUGUUUGACAGCCGCUCUAACAAUCUUUUUGCUGUGGACCCGGCCAGUGGUGCUGUAUCAACAGUAGAGGUGCUGGACAGGGAAACAAAAGACACCCAUGUGUUUCGUGUGACAGCGGUCGACCAUGGCUCACCUCGUCGUACGGCCAUGGCCACCCUCACUGUAUCCGUCAGUGACACCAACGACCACAAUCCUGUGUUUGAGCAGCAGGACUAUAAAGAAAGCAUCAGGGAGAACCUGGAGAUCGGCUACGAGGUGUUGACCGUGAGGGCCACAGAUGGGGACGCACCUGUUAACGGGAACAUCCUCUACAACAUCCUCAACAGCAACGGGUCCAAUGAGGUUUUUGAGAUAGACUCCAGGUCCGGCGUCAUCCGCACUAAAGGUCUAGUAGACAGAGAGGAGGUGGAGUCCUAUAUGCUGUUAGUGGAGGCAAAUGACCAGGGUCGUGACCCCGGGCCCCGCAGCGCCACAGCCACGGUUUACAUUGUGGUGGAGGAUGAUAACGAUAACGCCCCUCAGUUCAGCGAGAAGCGCUACGUGGUCCAGGUGCCAGAGGACAUGAUGCCAAACACAGAGAUCCUGCAGGUCACCGCUACAGAUCAGGACCGGGGGAGCAACGCUGUGGUCCACUUCAGCAUCAUGAGUGGAAACACCCGGGGCCAGUUUUACAUCGAUGCUCAGACGGGUAAAAUGGACCUGGUGAGUCACCUGGACUAUGAAGCCAACAAAGAAUACACCCUGAGGGUCCGGGCGCAGGACGGAGGACGCCCUCCUCUGUCCAACAUCAGCGGCCUGGUCACGGUACAGGUGCUGGACAUCAACGACAACGUCCCCAUCUUUGUCAGCACCCCGUUCCAGGCCACCGUGCUGGAGAACGUUCCUCUGGGCUACUCCAUCAUUCACAUCCAAGCUGUAGACGCUGACUCUGGAGAAAACUCCAGGUUGGAGUACCGCCUCACUGAAACCACACCCAACUUCCCCUUCGCCAUCAACAACAGUACAGGGUGGAUCGUAGUGGCGGCAGAGCUGGACAGAGAGAGUGUUGAUUUCUACAACUUUGGAGUGGAGGCUUGCGAUCAUGGCUAUCCUGUCAUGUCCUCGUCCGCCAGCAUCAGCAUGACCAUUCUGGACGUCAACGACAACAACCCAGAGUUCACACAGAAAGCAUAUUACAUGCGUCUGAACGAGGAUGCAGCUGUGGGGACUAGUGUGGUGACAGUGUCAGCUGUGGACCAGGACAUCAACAGUGUGGUGACUUACCAAAUAUCCAGUGGAAAUACUCGCAACCGAUUCUCCAUUACAAGUCAGAGUGGAGGGGGGCUCAUCACGCUUGCUCUACCUUUGGACUACAAACUGGAACGUCAGUACAUCCUUACAGUCACUGCAAGCGAUGGCACUCGCUUUGACACAGCCAAGGUUUUUGUGAACGUCACAGAUGCCAACACACACCGCCCUGUCUUCCAGAGCUCACACUACACCGUCAACAUCAACGAGGACAGACCUGUGGCCACGACCGUGGUUGUGAUCAGCGCCACCGAUGAAGACACGGGUGAGAAUGCACGCAUUACCUACGUAAUGGACGACAGCAUCCCUCAGUUUGACAUCGACCCCGACACUGGAGCUGUCACCACCCAGAUGGAGCUGGACUACGAGGACCAGGUCUCCUACACUCUGGCCAUCACCGCUCGGGACAACGGCAUCCCACAGAAAUCCGACACAACCUACCUGGAGAUCCUGGUGAACGACAUCAACGACAACUCGCCCCGCUUCCUGAGAGACCACUAUGUGGGGUCGGUGAUGGAGGAUGUGCCGGUGUUCACCAGCGUGGUGCAGGUCUCUGCCAUUGACAGGGACUCCGGCCUCAAUGGACGUGUCUUCUACACCUUUCAGGGUGGGGACGACGGAGAUGGAGACUUCAUAAUUGAAUCCACCUCUGGCAUUGUUCGUACGCUGCGGAGAUUAGACAGAGAAAAUGUGCCCGUCUACAGCCUGCAGGCUUUUGCUGUAGAUAAAGGUGUUCCCGCUCUGAAGACAGCUGUGAACAUUCAAGUGACCAUCAUGGAUGUGAAUGACAACCCUCCUGUGUUUGAAAGAGAUGAAUUUGAUAUCAUGGUGGAAGAAAACAGCCCCAUUGGCCUUGUGGUUGCACAUAUAUCGGCUACAGACCCGGAUGAAGGCAGCAACGCGCAGAUUAUGUAUCAAAUUGUGGAGGGGAACAUCCCAGAGGUGUUCCAGCUGGAUAUCUUCUCCGGGGAACUGACUGCACUCAUAGACCUGGACUAUGAGCUGAAGUCUGAGUACAUCAUUGUGGUCCAGGCCACCUCUGCCCCUCUGGUGAGCCGGGCCACAGUCCACAUCAAACUCGUAGACAAGAACGACAACGUCCCGGUGCUGAAGAACUUCCAGAUCAUCUUCAACAACUACGUGACGGACAAAUCCAGCAGCUUCCCCACCGGAGUUAUCGGACGCAUCCCCGCCCACGACCCCGACGUCUCGGAUCAGCUACACUACAGCUUCGAGGUGGGGAACGAGCUGAACCUGGUGCUGCUGAACCAAAGCACCGGGGAGAUCCAGCUGAGCCGGGCCCUGGAUAACAACCGGCCCCUGGAGGCCUCCAUGAGGAUCUCCGUGUCAGAUGGCAUCCACUCUGUAUCAGCUCAGUGCCUCCUCCAGGUCACCAUCAUCACCGACGAGAUGUUGUCCAACAGCAUCACCUUACGCCUGGCCAACACCUCCCAGGAGCACUUUCUGUCCCUGUUGCUCUCCCAGUUCCUGGACGGCGUGGCUCGCGUCCUUUGCGCUGCGCCCGAAGACGUCGUCAUCUUCAACGUCCAAGAUGACACGGACGUUAGCGCACGCAUCCUCAACGUCAGCUUGUCCGUGGCCGUUCCCGUGUUUGGAGACGGACACCAGCGUCCCGGACGUCUCGGGAGCGACAGGCCCGGCACGGGGCCUGAAAGUGGGGAGUUUUUCGGCUCGGAGGAGCUCCAGGAGAGGCUCUAUCUGAACCGCAGCCUCCUGGCACAGAUCUCCUCUCAGGAGGUGCUUCCCUUUGACGACAACAUCUGCCUGCGCGAGCCGUGUGAGAACUACAUGAAGUGUGUGUCGGUGCUGAAAUUCAACAGCCUGGCGCCGUUCGUGGCGUCCGACACCAUCCUGUUCAGACCCAUCCAUCCCAUCGCCGGGCUGCGCUGCCGCUGCCCUGCCGGCUUUACAGGAGACUAUUGCGAGACUGAGAUUGACCUCUGCUACUCCAAGCCGUGUGGCGCGCACGGUGUGUGCCGCAGCAGGGAGGGGGGCUUCACCUGCGAGUGCCUUGAGGACUUCACAGGAGAGCGCUGCGAGCUGUCGUCCCGUUCGGGUCGCUGCGCUGCUGGAGUCUGCAAGAACGGAGGCACCUGCGUGAACCUGCUGGUCGGCGGCUUCAAGUGCGAGUGUCCGUCUGGCGUCUACGAGAAGCCCUACUGCGAGAUGACCACUCGCAACUUCCCUCCAAACUCCUUCCUCACCUUCAAGGGCCUCCGCCAGCGCUUUCACUUUACCCUCUCCCUCACAUUCGCCACAAAAGAGCCAAACGGUUUGUUGAUGUAUAACGGACGCUUCAACGAGAAACAUGACUUCAUCGCCAUGGAGAUCAUCAAUGAGCAGAUUCAGCUCACCUUCUCUGCAGGAGAAACCCAGACCACAGUUUCUCCGUUCAUCCUGGGAGGCGUCAGCGACGGCCAGUGGCACACGGUGGAGGUUCAUUACUACAACAAGCCGAUCCUGAACCAGGCCGGUCUGCCUCAGGGCCCCUCGGACCAGAAGGUCGUGGUGGUGACGGUGGACGACUGCGACUCCUCUGUGGCGCUGAGAUUUGGUCACAUGAUCGGAAAUUACUCGUGCUCGGCCCAAGGAAGCCAGUCUGGAUCCAAAAAAUCUCUUGACCUGACCGGGCCGCUGCUCCUCGGAGGAGUCCCCAAACUUCCAGAGGACUUUCCCGUCCGGAACCAGCAGUUCGUGGGCUGCAUGAAGAACCUGCGCAUUGACAACCAGCACGUCGACAUGGCCAGCUACAUCGCAAACAACGGCACCCUACCAGGAUGCUCUGCCAAGAGACAUUUCUGCAGCAAUAACCCAUGUGUGAACGGAGGGACGUGUGUGAACCUGUGGGGCUCCUUCAGCUGCGACUGCCUGCUUGGAUUUGGAGGGCAGAACUGUGAGAGAGUCAUGGCCAACCCGCUGCGUUUCCAAGGCGAUAGCCUGCUGCAGUGGAACAACCUGGAGGCGUUGGCAGCCUCCGUCCUCUGGCACGUCGAGCUCAUGUUCCGCACCCGUCAGUCCAGCUCCCUGCUGCUCCACAUCUCCUCAGGCCUGCAGCACAACCUCACGCUGCAGCUGCGUGGGGGAAGCGUGUUGAUGGGGCUGCACAGGGGAGAGGACUCCACUCUGUCGCGGGUGGAGGAGGUGCUGGUGAACGACGGGGGCUGGCAUCAUCUGCAGCUGGACAUCAGCAGCCUGGGAGGAGCCGCCAGCCGCCACAAGGCCGUGCUGUCGUUAGAUCAGGGGCUCUACCUGGCCAGCAUGGAGGUGGACGGAAAGCUGCGAGAGUCCAAGCUCAAGACUGUCAGCGUUGGUGGUUUGGCAAAGCCUGAUGGAAAAAUUCAACAUGGCUUCCGUGGCUGCAUGCAGGGUCUGCGUGUCGGUGGCGUGCUGAGCUUGUCCGUGGCGAGGAAGGUGAACGUGGAGCCGGGCUGCAGCGUGCCGGACCCCUGCAGCUCCAACCCCUGUCCUGCCAACAGCUUCUGCAGUGACGACUGGGACAGCUACUCCUGCACCUGCCUCAGCGGUUACUAUGGCACCAACUGCACUGAAGCGUGCUCUCUGAACCCCUGCGAACACGCGGCUACGUGCACCAGGAAGCCGAGCGCCGCCCGCGGCUACGCUUGCGACUGUCCCAGGAAUUAUUUUGGCCGAUACUGUGAGAAAAAGACUGACUUGCCGUGUCCCAGAGGUUGGUGGGGUCAUAAGACCUGUGGGCCCUGCAACUGUCCCACUGACCGAGGGUUUGAUUCUGACUGCAACAAGACGAGCGGCGAGUGUCGCUGUAAGGACAACCACUACCGUCCCGAGGGCAGCGACACCUGCCUGCUGUGCGACUGCUACCCCGUCGGCUCGUUCUCCAGGGCCUGCGACAGAGAGAGCGGCCAAUGUCAGUGCAAGCCUGGCGUCAUCGGGCGUCAGUGUGAUCGCUGUGACAACCCGUUCGCUGAGGUUUCUGCCAACGGCUGUGAAGUAAUCUAUGACAGCUGCCCUCAGGCCAUCGAGGCGGGGAUAUGGUGGCCCAGGACUAAGUUUGGUCUCCCUGCAGCCGUUCCCUGUCCCAGGGGAAGUGUUGGAACAGCAAUCCGGCACUGUGACGAGCACAAGGGCUGGCUUCUUCCCAACCUCUUCAACUGCACCUCCGUCACCUUCAGCAAGCUCAAAGCCUUGUCAGAAAAGCUGCACCGCAACACAUCGCUGCUCGAUUCUGGGCGCGUUCAGCAGACCGCUGCCCUGCUGGCCAACGCCACGGCCCACACAGAGACGUUCUACGGCAGCGAUGUCAAAGUGGCGUACCGCCUCACUCAGGUCCUGCUGCAGCACGAGAUCAACCAGCAGGGCUUCAACCUCACAGCCACGCAGGACGUCCACUUCACCGAGAAUCUGAUCACGGUGGGUAGCAGCGUCCUGGCUCCAGAAACGAAGCCGCACUGGGAGCUGAUCCAGCACACGGAGGGCGGCUCGGCGGCGCUGCUGCGGCACUACGAGGAUUACGCCAACACGCUGGCUCAGAACAUGAGGAAGACCUACCUGAGCCCCUUCACCAUCGUCGCGCCUAACAUAGUCAUCUCUGUUGACCGCCUGAAAAAGAUUAACUUUGCCGGAGCCAGGCUGCCGCGGUACCAGUCCCUGAGGGGCCCGCGUCCUGCAGACCAGGAGACGGCCGUCACUCUCCCCGAUUCGGUCUUCCAGCCGCCCCUGGACAGCAGGGGCCACAGACAUCUGGACGUUUUCCCAGAGUCCUCGCGGAGGAACCGCUCGGCUAACAGGAAGAGACGACACCCGGACGACAGCCAGCCGGACGCGGUGGCCAGCGUGAUCAUCUUCCACAGCCUGGCGUCGCUUCUGCCCGAGAGCUACGACCCGGACAAGAGGAGUCUGCGCGUGCCGAAGCGUCCGGUCAUCAACACGCCGGUGGUCAGCAUCACGGUGCACGACAACGACGAGCUGCUGCAGCACACGCUGGACAAGCCCAUCACGGUGCAGUUUCGCCUGGUCACCACCGAGGAGCGCUCUAAGCCCAUCUGCGUGUUCUGGAACCACACCAUCCUAGGGGGAAGCGGCGGCUGGUCGGCGAAAGGCUGCGAGGUGGUUUUCAGGAACAGCUCCCACAUCAGCUGCCAGUGUUACCACAUGACCAGCUUCGCCGUGCUGAUGGACGUCUCCAGGAGGGAGAACGGAGAGAUCCUGCCCAUCAAAAUCCUGACGUGGAGCACAGCUGGCGUGACGCUGGGCUUCCUCUUCCUCACCUCCGUCUUCCUCGUGUCGCUGAGAGCCAUGCAGUGCAACAAGACGAGUAUAAUCAACAAUGGAGCCAGCGCUCUCUUUCUGUCUGAGCUCAUCUUCAUCCUGGGAAUCAACCAGGCUGACAACCCGUUCUUCUGCACAGUCAUCGCCAUACUGCUGCACUUCUUCUACCUCUGCUCCUUCUCCUGGCUCUUCCUGGAAGGCCUGCACAUCUACCGCAUGAUCAGCGAAGUCCGAGACAUCAACUAUGGACCCAUGAGGUUCUACUACCUGAUCGGAUGGGGCGUCCCAGCCUUCAUCACCGGUUUGGCGGUGGGAUUGGACCCUGAAGGCUACGGUAACCCCGACUUCUGCUGGCUGUCCAUGUUCGACACGCUGAUCUGGAGCUUCGCUGGACCGAUCGCCCUGGCGGUGUCGAUGAACAUCUUCCUGUACAUCUUGUCGUCCAGAGCCUCCUGCGCACUGAGACACCACAGCAUCGAGAAGAAAGAUCCCCGAGUCUCGGGCCUGAAGACCGCCGGCGGCGUCCUCUUCCUGGUUUCUGUCACGUGUUUCCUGGCUCUUCUCUCCGUCAACAGCGACCUGAUUGUUUUCCAUUACCUGUUUGCAGGUUUCAACUGUGUGCAGGGUCCGUUUGUUUUCUUUUUCCGCAUCGUCUUCAAUAAGGAGGCGAGGAAGGCCAUGAAGUACUGCUGCAGCAGAAAACGCCCCGAUCACUUGAUCAAAUCUAAAGCUUCGAGCUACAAAGGCAACAGCAGCUACGUGGACGGCAGGUUGUACCACCUUCCCUUUGGAGACUCCAGCGUGUCUCUGAAUGGCACCAUGCAGAGCGGAAAGAGCCUGCAGAGCUACGUCCCGUUUGCCCUCCGGGAGGACGGACUGAACAACAGCCAGGCUCACAUCGCUCUGAACGACCAGACGUCGCUCUUCCACGAGACGAAGGAGCGUCUGGACGGUAUCGUCUUCCAUCCUCCUCACCAACACAGGUUUCACCUCCGGACUUCACCUAACGCCCUGUCUGUCCGCACAGCAGAGCAUGACACGGACUCAGACAGCGACCUGUCCCUGGAGGAUGACCAGAGCGGAUCCUACACCUCCACACACUCCUCUGACAGCGAGGAUGAGGAGGGUCCGCUCCCACCAGAGGAAUGUUGGGAAAACCUGGCGUCUAAUGGGACUAAGAGACCUCAACCACAGGACAACAGUUUAGGUCAGAUGCCCUGGCCUGUGAAUCGCUCAGCAGCAGUGAGUGACGGUGAGCUUGGCGGUGGCGAAGGAUCGAAGAUGAAUAGUCCAGAGUCAGUCCAGCCAACUCUGGGUCGCAGCAUGCGAGCAGACGACCGGUCGCAGGACUGCAUGACGGUGCUGCUGCCUGCAUUUCCAAACAUCAGCGCCCAUCCGCACAGAGGGAUCCUAAAGAAGAAGCAGCUUUCUCCCAUCGUGGAGCGGAACAGCGUCCAUCACGGCGUCCACAGUGAGCCUCGUGAAGGAACGCCGCAGGGAUCCUCCUCCAGCGAGACCAGAGCCGGGCCGCCGAAGUCCAGCCUGCCGGAGCAGCUGAACGGCGUGGCGCUGAGCAUCAAGGCGGGGACGGUGGACGGAGACUCGUCAGGAUCAGAGUCAUAGAGCCUCCCUCCUCCUCUUCACUCACCAGACUCCACUUUGAGCUCAGCGAGGAGGAGAGAAGUCGCCUCUUCGUCAUCAUAAUGCGCUGAAAGUGUGUGAGUUCAUACGUGUGUGAGCCAAACUUCAGGAGUCACACGGAUAAAACAAGCCUCCCUUUAAAGAAAUUUUGUUUACAUACUUGAAGAAAUGCACUUUUUUUUUAAUUUGCUGUCCAGAUAUGUUGAUGGUCAACCUUUUUUAUUGUUUUCUUUUUUUAGUUCCUGGAUAUGAAUACUGUUUUGAAGUCUGUGUUUGGGUGGGUUGUUUAGACGUCCACCCAGGCAUUCAGGGAAACCUGUUUUUUGUCAUUUUUUAACUGUUUUGUGGUGUUUCGUUGGUUGCUGUGAGCUGCCCGUCUCUGUGCCCGCUCCAGGAGGUCAGACUCAGGCGACUGAGUCAAACAAAAAGACAGACAUCAGUCGACUUUGGGUCGUUUAUGUAUUUUUGUGUGUACGGACGUUGAACUGAACUUACAAACAGGAGAAAUGAGCUGAUUUACGCCAGAAAUGAACCUACCGUAUUUUCUGCACUAUAAGGCGCACCUAAAACGCUUCAAUUUUCUCAAAAGCCGACAGUGCACCUUAUAAUCCGGUGCGCCUUAUAUAUGGACCAAUAUUGAGCCACAACAGGUCUCGCAGCUACGGUAAGCAGCCGCCAACUUCAUUUUCCCCCGUAGAAGAAGAAGCACGUGGUACACGCUGAGAUAUAUGUCUGCGUGAAGCAUGCCGUUUCAUUUCCAUUUGUGUGUUUGUGUAAAGAGCCAAAAUGGCUCCUAUUAAGAGACACGCUUACGACACAGAG